This is a messenger RNA of Ochlerotatus camptorhynchus, 3567 nucleotides long. It is a transcript of the gene MAN1, whose product is annotated as MAN1. Gene Ontology annotation, molecular function: chromatin DNA binding. Gene Ontology annotation, biological process: nuclear envelope organization; negative regulation of BMP signaling pathway. NCBI's taxonomy places the organism in Eukaryota, Metazoa, Arthropoda, Insecta, Diptera, Culicidae. Bases 316 to 2889 code for a protein of 857 amino acids. The record is from RefSeq and is a predicted model, not a curated record. The transcript has 3 exons.
UAAGCUCUGGGAACUCUGUUCCGCGGCUGACGAUCGCACUGUUCGCGCUAGCAACGAAUCGCCGUGUGCGUGGGAACGAACGGGAUGCAAGUAAACACGGCUCAGCCGCCUAUCUUCCACUACACAACAAGCGCGACAGCGAGCGCCACUUCAGACGAGGAAGCCGCGAUCCGAAGCAUUAAUUUCGUAUGAUUGUGUGUUGUUUGGUUAAAAUUUUCUCUUGAAUCAUCGACAGAAAAAGAUUGAACGAACGAAAGCCAGUGUCGGGAACACGACCAUUCCGGGUAAAUAAGGAGUAGUGCGACAAGCAACGAGAUGAGCAGCCGGAUGGACAAUCUGGACCUGCUGACGGACGAUGAGCUGCGGCAUCGUCUGAUUCAAUACGGCUUCCAGAAUCUGCCCAUUACCGGCAGCACCCGCAAGCUGUUGAUCAAGAAGCUACGGAAUCACAUGGAAAAAGAGAAGGGAAAGUUAAGGCGUGACACGAGUUUUGCGACGCGAUAUUCUUCCGGUGAGGAAUCCGAUGGGGAGAAGCGUUCGAGAAGUGGUGGUGGUGGUGGUGGUAGUCGUAGAGCGACGACGGGAACUGGCGCGACACGGGCGAUGAUGCCACCACCGGCAGCGAGACCUGCCAGCAGACGGAUCAGCAGCAAUUCGGGCAUAUCAACAAACAGCAGUCUACUGGCGAAUAAUAACAACAAUAACAAUGGCAGUCACAACAAAUCGAUUUCGCCUGGAUCCGGCAGAAGUUCGGUUUACAUCUCGCCUGUAAUUAUCAACGAUAGCGAGGAGGAGGACUAUUCCGGUGGUUUGAGGACGACGGGCCGCGUUUUCGGCAACUCAUCUCCCUCGGCUAGUGCAUUAUUUCGACGCAUUACCACCGGUGCCCAUUCCACACCCACGCGAUCUACCACGACAGCGCCAAUAUCGACAGCACAGCUUCCCUCUGCCAGCAACAGCAGCUACCGAGCCACCAUCGGCGGUAACAACAGCAACAACCACGGCCUUGAGCAUACCAAUUCGUCCAAUUCGAAUGGUAGCGCUUCGGAAUCUCCCUACGUCAGUGAGUACACCAAACGGUUGUUACAGCUGCGCGGGGAAACCGUAUCGCACGAGAGCUACAACAAUACCAUUGGAAGUGCCAUAAGCGGUAUUGGGGGUGCUGCUGCUUCUACUGGAAGUAAUCUCAGCUUGAAUCACAGUGGAGCCCCAAUUAGUGGGAACCACUUUCGUAGUCGGUACAGCAGUUACGCGAACCGGUACGGUGUUGGGAAUCAAAGCGAUGGGGGAGGCAAUGGCAGUAGCAGCAGCAACAACAGUGGAGGAUUCAACGAGAACGAUAUCGUAACUCAUGCUCAACCCGAUCCUGAACCACCGCAGAUUCCGUUGAGGGUGGCGAUGGGAAAUCUGAUUUCGAAACUGGACGAACACUACGGUUUCAAGCAGACGUUUAUCCCAUGUGCGCUGCUGUGCCUGUUCAUUGCCUUCCUGGUGUUUGUUGCCUUCAUGUAUAUGAGAAUCAGUCCGGACAUUGCCAGUACGCUCAGUUCAAUAGAUACGAGUUAUGACUUGUGCGACAGCACGACAACGGAUAUGAACAAAUGUGUAGCUCAAUCGGAGCUAGAACCAGCCUUUGAACUAUUGAAACUGCUAGGAACGGAACUUAAGAGCCGGGUGGAAUACAGCAAAUGCGUCGAUGCAAGUGUGCCCUAUUGGAUGAGCGCCGACGAAGUGCUUAAGCUAGCUAAAGAACGCAGUCCAAACGUGUUGAUCCCGCAACUCACAAAAUAUCUGCACACGAUUGAGUACCUGAUCGAUCGGAACCCCCUGUGGAGAAUAAACCACUGUGACCAGGACGGGAAGGAAAUAGAUUUCAUGGAAGUGCUCCGAAGGAGAUCAACCCGAACCAACUACUUUGCCAUUCUGAAACCGAAGUUGCCGUUCACGUGUAUGCUGUACAACAAGUUUCACACGUUCUUCGUGAUUAUCGGUGUGAUCGGACUAGUCGGGAUUAUCACAUAUCUGGUUAACUAUUUCUUCAAAUUUGUACUCUACGUCAAACAGAAGCGUAAAAAUCAGGUGAAUGUAUUAAUCAGCGAAAUCAUCCAAGCGGUCAGUCAAGCAGCGAGUGAACCCUCCGAAGAGGGAGGUGUCGUUGUGGUCAACCAUUUGCGGGACAGGCUUAUCACACCAGACAACCGGAAGAGACUGGAAUGGGCAUGGGUGGAAGCGCUUCAAUUUCUGGAACAAAAUGAAAGCCGAAUCCAGUUCGAAGUGGGAAACCGUGCAGGGGAAGAUUUCAAAAUGAUGCGUUGGAUUGACACCGCACUACUGCCUUCAAGUGGGCGGUCGGUCCCAGGCGGCGCCAAGAAAUGGCAAAGUCCUGCUUUCGAUAAUACCAACAAAAUCCCGGAUCCACCGACCCCGUGUCUGAAGAUUCGUCAGAUGUUCGACAAAUAUGAAGUGAACGAUCCCAACCUGAAAACCAUCGUUCAGGAUGCCAUUCUGGAGAAGGUCGGCUCCCGGUGCAGAAUUUACGACAUUCAACUGGACCGGAAUACCUGCUGUGUGUACGUUCGAUGCGCUUCAGCCAAGGAUGCCGGAAUCGUGCACGAUGAAAUCAACGGCUGGUGGUUCGACAAUCGAUUGGUUUCGAUCAAAUUCCUCCGACUGGAACGCUAUGAGGCACGGUUUCCCCGAUCGUCCGCUGGGCCAGUGUGUCUCAAGCCCUCCAAUCGCAAUAAUAGCUCAAUGUCACAACAACAACAACAACAACAACAGCAACUCGCAGAUCGACCAACGACAAAUCCGCUGGAACGGGACGACGACGAGGAGGAAGAGGAGGAUGAUGACGAUGAUCUGGAACUCGACCAGGAGCCAGAGUGCUAAUUGUUUUAGUUUUAGACCGCUAAUUUUAAAACUAUUUUAGUUGUAAAUUAUCGUGGCUGCUUUAUAAUAUAGAUUGUUUGUUCGUGAGUUAAUUUUCGGACGCUAAUUUCUUUCUUUUAUUAUUCAUCGUUAAAAAAGAGAGUAAACCUCAAGAAGCCAGCAAAAAAUAUCGUUAACGUUAGGGAAAUAAACCAGAGAUAGUAGAGUAAAAUCUUUGUUGGUCUAAUCUAAUGUAGGGCACUGUUGAGACGUCGUAUGAAAAAUAACACUUAACUGCGCGAGCGCGAGACCAAAUCUUAUCAUUUGAAUGAAAAGAUCGCGGCUGUUUACAGAUGCCUCUGCUACGACCUACCGGCUGGCAGCAGGUGGGAAAACGGAAGCGACAAGGCAGAAAAGGAUGGUAUACAAACGAAACGACUGUUAUCACUUAUAUUCCUGCUGAGUACUGACUAAACCCGAGGGGGGAGGGAAACAAGACACAAACAUACAAACACAAAAACACGGAUACAAAUCGACGAUGCGCUAUCAUUAAUUUUAGUUGGUAACUAAACAAAAAGUUAAAGAUAUCUGACUAAAACAAAAAAAAAAAAAACAAAAAAUCUGGAACUUAUUAGAGUAAGGAAAAUUGUAAAAAAUCACAAAAACACAUGAUCGAUUCAGAAAUAAAUAAAUGGCAAA